Ctenopharyngodon idella (grass carp) is the source of this 4181-nucleotide messenger RNA. Its product is annotated as coiled-coil domain-containing protein 89. Lineage: Eukaryota; Metazoa; Chordata; Actinopteri; Cypriniformes; Xenocyprididae. The transcript is spliced from 7 exons. The record is from RefSeq and is a predicted model, not a curated record. The coding region runs from base 298 to 1362 and encodes 354 amino acids.
CUUAACCUGAGGGGAAAAUGCAAAAUAGACAUAUCUGGAUCAAAAAUGCUUGUUAUGCAUGUUUGUCGAAUUUUGAAAUACUGAAUUACAUUCUUAAAUUUAGGAAGAGGACAAAUUUAUCGAAGAGGAAAAAUACGCGAAAUAAUCGCGACUAAAUUCGCUGUUGCUAGGGGCAACCGGCGAAACUUUGUAUAGCCACAAACCGUCGUAUCACUGCAGCUCAUUGCGGCUGAGACGCCUUUGUGAAGAAACCUGAUUUUUUCUUUUCCUGCAACACACAGCCUUGAAAGAUUCAACAUGACAUCUCCUCGGAAAAUCCAAAUAGAUCUCAAAACGAUGAUCAAAGACACUAAACAGGAUAUGGAUGAUGUGCACCAAGCCCUGGAAAAACUCCGAAGUCUCUCCCAGGAAGAGAGGACAGAGGCAGAAGUGCUGCGUUCAAGAAUCGACGAGCAGUCUACUCUCAUCUGCAUCCUGAAACAGAGAGCAGAUGAGAUGCUUCUGCGCUGUCAGGCUCUGGAGAAGAUCAACACAGAGCUGGAGAACCUGAGAGCCAAUGUGCAGGUGGAGCUGGAGAACGAGAGGAAGAAAUCCGAACUGCUGGAGCAGAGAUUCAUGCACCUGGCCUCCAACCACAGAGAGCUGAUCAACUUCAAGAACGAGUACAAAAGCCAGAAUGCGAAGCUGGAGAAAGAGAAUGAGAGACUCAGAAAGGAAAAUGAAACACUUUUCAGCAAGGAAAUGCAAGAAAAAGAGGAGACAAUCCUCAAACUGACCCAAGAGCUCAAGGACUUGGCAGAGCAACAUAAGAUACUAGAAACGGAGUAUCAGGAGAAAACAACAGGUUUCCAGAUUAAACUGAAAGAACUGAUCAACCUCCAUCAGAUCAAAGAGGCAUCUUUGAAGAACGAACUAAGCGACACACAAAAACAGCUGAAGAAUGCUGUAGAGAUGUGUGCAGAGUUGGAUCUCAAACUAAGACAAACACAGGAAAAAGAAUCAUUGAGAGACACAGACACUCAGGAGAGACUGGAGAAACUCAUGAAGGAAAAGGAUGAGCUAAUCGAUCUCUCUGUGCAGCGGGGCAAAAUUAUUCUGGACAAACAAGCUGAAAUUCAGAAGCUGGAGAGGAAAAGGCAGGAAGCUGAGAAUGGCAGACUAGAUGCAGAGAACAGGUUUGAAAAGGAAGCAGCAGCUGUGAACAGUGAGUUAAGAGUGAAGGAACUACAGGAUGCCUUAGAGAGGGCAGAGGACACCUGCGAUGAGUUGAAAAAGGCGUUUGAGGCAUUUAAAAAGCACAGCAGUGAACUGCUUGAAAAGGAGAAGGAUUUAAACUGCAAACUUCGCCACAUGGUCAUCUGAGUCAUCCAUCCCAUUUACAGUGCAUUUCUACCAUAAAAGUCAGCCAUUAUAAAGCAAAAUUCACUCACUUCCUGCUCUGAGCUGAAUCAUCACACUUGGAGUGAUUGUAUAUAAUGAACCAGAAGACAAAGAUGAGGUGAGAUUUUCCUUAAGAGAACGUCUUCCGUCAGUAGAGGGCAGUGUAAUGUGUUUCUGUAGGGCAAAAGUGGGUUUGUUGGUAGUUUGCAAAUAGGUUGUUUUGGCUGAACUGUGACUUUUUGAAAUUAAAAAAAUAACAUUUUUAAACUUCCACUAUGGUUUGGUGUUCCCUCGCACAGGUUCUUGAUGGUCGUGAUUAUUAGAGAAUCGCCUGAUCAUGAUUUGGCCUGUCAUGAUCUUGAAUUUUGUGCUGAUGAUUAAUUCUCAUACAAAUAAUUGCAAUUAACAAUUUAAUUCUGAUUUGGUCAUGUCACUUACAGUUUAAGCCUAAUACAUUAUUUUUUACUUGGAAUCAUAUACAAUAAUAAUAAAAUAGGCAGCUGUUCGUCUUUGCGUCAUUAUGUCAUGCCUGUUUACAUAAAAAAAAAGUCCCAGCUAGUAGGCUAUUGUGGAGGAUGCUGCAGGUGACGGAUCAUUUAUAGCAUUUUCUCACAGCAGCUGCAAUAAUUAAACUUAUCAUUUUGAUGGCGGAUUGUAAUCCAGAAAGAUCCAAAUGACAAUCAUCAGUGACAACUGAUUUUCAGAAAUUGAAAUCUACAGGUAACGCUAAUACACACUAGAUACACAUAGUCACGUAAUGCUGAUGUUGUUAACAUUACAUGAGAACAAAGUAUAACAGUAAUAAUAAUUUGCACAGUAUGAUAUGAUCCGAGAUAAGCAAUCAUUAGAUUUAAUCACCAUUGGUAGCGUGAUUUAUUGAAAUGCAUUUUUCUCAGUUGGUCAGAACAAAAGUGGCAGACAUGCCUUGUUCAGACGACAUUUUCCGGUGAAAAUUCUUACUUUGGUCAUACUUCCAAGAUGAAUCUGUGAUUCUGAAGUACAGUAUCCACCAGUGCGGUGACUGACAACAAACAUUAGAUUCAUCCACUCUGAGGAGCCAUGUCGAUGCACAACCCACGUAAAGAUGAUAAUUCCGCAAAUAACUGCAAUUGCAGAUUUCAAACAGAGAUGGCGACAAAGAGACAAAACUUACGGACUGCAGCUUUAAAGGAAUAGUUCGCCCAAAAAAGACAAUUCUGUCAUUAUUUACUCACCCUCAUGUUGUCAAGAAAAUGUUGUUCUUCAAAAUAUAUAUAUAUAUAUAUAUAUAUAUAUUUUUGUGUUAAAGAAUAAAGAAAUGCAGUUGCAUAAUUUCUACAGAGCCCCUAAAUUGACACUAUGAUGGAAAAAAAUAUGAGAUGGGAGGAAAAAUAUAUAUUUUAAUGCUUUUGCAUACCCGUGAUAAAUUUUGCACUCCCUCACAAAACUUUUGCAUUUGCUUCCAAAAAUGUUUUGCAUUCCCCUGAGAAACUUUGUGUUUGCUUGCAAAGAAUACAAAAGUUUUGCGAGCGAACGCAAACUUUCUUGGGGGAACGCAAAACUUUUGCAAAAGAAUGUAAAAUCAUUGACAAAUAAUAUUUUCCCCCAUCAUAUAUUUUUUUCCUUCACCAUAUCCCCUUAGGGGCUCUGUAAAUUUAAGACAUCUAGAAAACCCCUGAUUUUUAUUUUUUAGAAAUCAGCUAAUCACAAUAAUUUGUAUGACAAUUAAAUCACCAACCUUAAUUUAAUCAUUAUGCCAGCUCAUCUGAUGCUCAUCUGUGUAUGCAAUAAAUUAGACUGGACUGUUCUAUAUGUAUGUAGCCUCGUUCCUGAGUAGAUAAAACCAUUCAACUGUGUAGUAAAAGCUCUCAAGCCAUAUAGCACUUAGAAAUGCAAUGCUCACCUUCCAGUUCCAACCAGCACUUUAAGUCAUUCUUUGGUUCACCCUGUAUCCCUCCAUGCAUGAAACUGUUCUUCUUUCCAGAUAACAACAACAACAACAACAACACGUCUUUACAAAUGAACAAGCUUCGACAUAAAAUGACAGUAUUUUGCUAACGUUUGUCAUUUUGACGUGCUCUUUGUAAUUUUUAGUGUAGUAAUUUUAGUGUCAUUCCUAAACAAAUAACAGGUAGUUUGCAUAGUUGUGUAGUGGUGGUCAUCUGGUCUGCAUCUAUAUAUAUGUUUUAUAGAAUAGAACAUCUGGAUGGAUUUAUAGAUGUUCAUGCCUGAUAGCAUGUUAAGUUAACUAGUCAAAGACACAUUUUCAUUGCAUUUAGUGAUGAAAUGUAUUUUAGUCCUAAGUUUAUAUAUUUAGUCAUGUAGCAGAACAAUGGUUCUUUUAGGGUGUGAACCCAGAACUCGCUCAGAUCUUUAACUUUAAUGUUUGGUAUGUUAGUGGUAUGUCCUUAUAUCAUCCGUGUGAGUUUUUAAUGGCUGUCAGUUUGCGGUCAAAAUGCUGGAUUCCUUUGUGUUCUCGUAACUGCACGUUGCUGUAGUCUGUCACUAUUUCAUACAUCACAUCAAGUUGAGGCAAGUUUGCAUCCGUGCCAUAACUGACCAUUGCACCCGCCAAUUGCAUCUGACCUGGUCAGUGGUUCAUAACCCCAAUGCCAUGACAAUCUUUUUCCUUAGAAGUGCUGCGAAUAUUGGAAUUGCCUUAUAUGGGAAUCACUGGAAUGGUGUGAAUGACCCUGUUUCUGUGACCUCUUGUUUUGUAAUUCUUUCCAAAAACACUGAUGUAGAGAGGACUUGACUGUUAAGAUCGUUUAUUUUAGAUGAUAUGUAAAGCAUUUCAAGUCUAAAUAAAAUCAAAAUGAAAA